This is a messenger RNA of Eleginops maclovinus (Patagonian blennie), 1386 nucleotides long. RefSeq names its product pepsin A-like. NCBI's taxonomy places the organism in Eukaryota, Metazoa, Chordata, Actinopteri, Perciformes, Eleginopidae. The record is from RefSeq and is a predicted model, not a curated record. Gene Ontology annotation, molecular function: aspartic-type endopeptidase activity. The transcript has 9 exons. Gene Ontology annotation, biological process: proteolysis. Bases 98 to 1234 code for a protein of 378 amino acids.
CUUCAGGUGAGUUUGAAACACGUUCAUAGACCCACUGAAAAAAGCAUGAUUUCAUAGUGUGAUUUAUUUCUUACAGUUGAUAAACCGAGCCGUGAAAAUGAAGUGGGUCUUUGUUCUGUGUGCCAUGGUGGCGCUGUCCGAGUGCAUUGUCAAGGUUCCUCUGCAGAGGGGUAAGACAGCGAGGGAGACCCUAGAGGAGCAGGGUCUGUGGGAGGAGUACCGUCUCAAAUACCCGUACAACCCCAUGGCCAAGUUCGCCGACAGCUUUGCCGUGGGCAGCGAGUCCAUGACCAACGACGCCGAUCUGGCUUACUACGGCAUCAUCUCCAUCGGGACUCCUCCUCAGUCCUUCAAGGUCAUCUUCGACACCGGAUCCUCCAACCUGUGGGUUCCCUCCAUCUACUGCAGCAGCACCGCCUGCAACAACCACGACAAGUUUAACCCCAGCACCAGCAGCACCUUCAGAAACAACGGCCAUAGUCUGAGCAUCCAGUACGGCACCGGCAGCAUGACGGGCUUCCUCGGAUACGACACUGUGACGGUCGGUGGGCUCGCUGUGAAGAACCAGAUCAUCGGCCUGAGUCAGACCGAAGCUCCCUUCAUGCAGUACAUGCGCGCUGACGGCAUCCUCGGCCUGGCCUACCCACGCCUGUCUGCAUCCGGAGCUACACCCGUCUUCGACAACAUGAUGAAGGAGGGUCUGGUCAACCGCGACAUGUUCUCCGUGUACCUGAGCUCUAACUCUCAGGAAGGCAGUGUGGUGACCUUCGGCGGCAUCGACCCCAACCACUACUCCGGUUCCAUCUCCUGGAUCCCCCUCUCCAAUGAGCUGUACUGGCAGAUCACAGUGGACAGUGUCACUGUCAAUGGUCAGGUUGUGGCCUGUAAUGGCGGCUGCCAGGCUAUCGUGGACACCGGUACCUCCCUGAUUGUCGGACCUCAGAGCAGCAUCAGCAACAUCAACAGCAGGGUGGGGGCUGUCAGCCAGAACGGAGACUACAUGGUCAACUGCAACAACAUCGCCCAAAUGCCGGAUGUGACCUUCCACAUCCACGGACAGGCCUUCACCAUCCCAGGCUCUGCCUACGUCCGCCAGUCUCAGUACUAUGGCUGCCGUACUGGCUUCGGAGACGGAGGAGACAACCUGUGGAUCCUGGGAGACGUCUUCAUCAGACAGUACUACUCCAUCUUCAACAGAGCCCAGAACAUGGUGGGUCUGGCCAAGGCUACAUAAGCAACCUGGAGUCACUCCUACAGUUCCAAGCUCUUUCUAACAAUCACAUGUACAUCUCAUUGUUGUGUAGUAGGACUUCAGAGACAAAUCUUUUCCCUUCUCUAAAAGAUGAUUAUAUUUCCUCAUAUCUAAUAAAAGACAGUUGAAUCUGA